AAAAUAAAAAAUUGAACACUUAAAGAAAAGGGGAUUAGGGUUCUUCGACAAACUUCAAUUUGUUCGCUUCACUCAGUCUUCUGAGAUAGUUCGGUGCAUGUCCUUUUUCCAGUCCGUUUUCUUUCAUUCAUAACCAAAAAGGUGGUGGACAGAUGAUUUACAGCCACUGAUGUUUUUUAAACUGGCAUCAAUGAAGCAUAGCUGAUGGCUUUUGGUGAAUCACAAGAUAAGAAAAAACGACGUUGCAGAGAUAGGCGUAGCAGAACUAUUAGUGUUUAUAUGAGGCAAAACUAUCGGGAGAAGCAAAAGCUGCUCCCAUCAGGUGUCACGUUAGAGAGGAUUUACCUGGAAAAUGCGGAAAUGAUGGAAUACAGACUUGCCUCAGAGAUUUCAAGAAAAAGACUAAGAAGACCCACAUUAUUGAUCAGUGUAGUAAAUGUGAAAACCAUAAAUCCCCAAAUGGUGUAAUACAACGAAAAUGUAAUUGCAGUUAUCCGUCCUCUACCC
This is a messenger RNA of Eruca vesicaria subsp. sativa (arugula), 507 nucleotides long. The record is from the annotation of a GenBank genome assembly. Lineage: Eukaryota; Viridiplantae; Streptophyta; Magnoliopsida; Brassicales; Brassicaceae.